This is a messenger RNA of Coprinopsis cinerea okayama7#130, 708 nucleotides long. RefSeq lists its product as hypothetical. The record is from RefSeq and is a predicted model, not a curated record. Gene Ontology annotation, biological process: maturation of LSU-rRNA; maturation of 5.8S rRNA. Gene Ontology annotation, cellular component: preribosome, large subunit precursor. The coding region runs from base 1 to 708 and encodes 235 amino acids. The transcript is spliced from 3 exons. Lineage: Eukaryota; Fungi; Basidiomycota; Agaricomycetes; Agaricales; Psathyrellaceae.
AUGCCUCCUGCGAAACGCAGAAAACUUUCAGACGACGAGGAAUCUGCCACUGACCACAGUUCGGCCGACGAAGCCUCCUUGUCAGGUGCUUCAGUUGCGAGUUCUGCGGAAGAGCAUUCUGGGGACGAGAAUAGCGAUGACAGUGGGAUGGAUACAGCGGAGGAGAUUGAAGAUCUCAAAAGACAAAAAUCCAAGAAAACGAUGAAACGAAAAAUUCGCGCUACCGCCCCGUCGACGUUCGGGACGACGCUGCAGAAUCUACUCCAGACAGAAGCACCUUCAUCACUUCCUCUAUCGCUAAAACCUUCAAUAGCAAGGAAACAGCAAGACUCAAAACUCGAAUUGAAAGCGAAAAGGGCCCUCCAAAUAGAGAGGAAGGAAAAGGAAGACAACCGGAGGAUAAAGGAUGUCAUUGGCGGGUGGGGCGGAGAGAGCGAGCGUGCGCUCCGCAAAGUGGCCCAGCGUGGAGUCGUGAAAUUGUUCAAUGCGAUUCAACAAUCGCAGGCUACUGUUGCAGCAGUAGCAGAGGAGGCCAAGGCUUCAAAGGGUACCGGCAAACCAAGGCUGCCUGCACCCCAGUUUGAGGAGAAAGGGAAGAAGAAGGGCAAGAAGAAGGACAAUGUGAUUGGGAGAGGGAAGGAGACAACUGUAGAUAAGGACGAGUUCUUCAAUAUGAUUAAAUCAGGUGGUAUAGUCUCCAAGGCGUAA